Molecule: messenger RNA, 435 nt
Organism: Aspergillus oryzae RIB40
Lineage: Eukaryota; Fungi; Ascomycota; Eurotiomycetes; Eurotiales; Aspergillaceae
Product: aegerolysin family protein
Exons: 5
Coding region: 1-435 (144 amino acids)
Biological process (GO): symbiont-mediated hemolysis of host erythrocyte
Source: RefSeq, a predicted model, not a curated record
AUGGCACUAUGUCUCUGUCAGCAGUCGAAGAUCAGUGGAGCCCAAGAACUUAUCCGCUUGCUGUUUGAUAUAGACCUCCUUCAUCUUCUAAUUGACUUGAACAUUCGCUCCCGUAAAAUUCCAAAGGGAAAUAUGAAACGGACAAAGAAAUACGCGAGCCAAGUCAAUGGCAAGGAGAUCAUACCUGGAACUUCACAGCUCUUGGAGACUUGUGGCCGUAGUAGUGCGGCUUCCGGAACCGAAGGAACACUUGAGCUGUGGGAUAAAACCCAACGGAUCUGUAAGCUCUACUGGGACUGCCCGUGGGGUAGCAAAGUCAACAAAUUCAAGGUUCAAGAGAAGUACAAAACAUACCGAGUUGAAGUUGGGCCUUGGAAUUCCUACGGUGGGGCUCUAGGAAAUGUGGAUGUUGAGAUUUCAAGGAAGAGAGCAUAG